Messenger RNA from Drosophila grimshawi, 3528 nucleotides. It is a transcript of the gene wech, whose product is annotated as protein wech. NCBI's taxonomy places the organism in Eukaryota, Metazoa, Arthropoda, Insecta, Diptera, Drosophilidae. Bases 282 to 2789 code for a protein of 835 amino acids. The record is from RefSeq and is a predicted model, not a curated record. Gene Ontology annotation, biological process: proteasome-mediated ubiquitin-dependent protein catabolic process; protein polyubiquitination. The transcript has 5 exons. Gene Ontology annotation, molecular function: protein binding; ubiquitin protein ligase activity; zinc ion binding.
AGCAACAACAGCAACAACAGCAACAACAACAACAAACACAACCAACAACGAUAUUUUCUGCGAGGCGACGCCACUUUUGAUAUCCUCAUUGAAAGUGUGCAGUUGCCAGCGGCUUGCAUGAGGCUGCUAAAAAAGUUGCCGGAGAGUGUCUCGUUGACUGCCAAGGGUCACUUCUACAACAAGAACCAGAGCAAAAAACGCAACAGCAACGACAACCACAACCACAACCACGCGAAUCGUGAUCUCAAAGUUCAGCUACCACAACUACCACUUCACUGCUUAUGAUGGAACUCUUGUCAAACAAUACGGUUCCACAGCAAAUGUCUGGCAGCAAUGCGCCCAGCGCCGUCGCCAACACAGCCACAGCCGGUAACGGCAACACACCCAAUGCCGGUGGCAGCGGUGGCAGUGGCAGCGGCAGCAUCAGCAGCAAUGCCAGCAACUCAUCCGAACGUCUGCUCGCCGGCAUACUGGAAUCUUUCCCCUCCUGGGAUCUCAAUGUCGGCCUCAUGCCCAAUGUGCCACAAAAUAAUGGUUCGCCGCCACGCACCGACUUCUUUAUCAAUAACUUUCUGGGCGGUCUGGAGACGCACGGUGAUUUCAGCAUUGGACCCAUUGGCAGCGGUGCGUCGCGCAGCUCCAAAAUGUCACCGGAAUCGUCAAACAACUCGUCGAUCAGCUGUGGCUGGUGCGAGGUGAGCGCCUCGAUCCGUUGCCUCGAGUGCAACGAGUUCAUGUGCAACGAUUGCCUGCGCGAGCAUCGCAACAGUCCCUUAUCCUCCAAUCAUUCGAUUGUCUCGCUACCAACACCGAUUGGCGCCUCACCCACCGGUGGCGGCUCGGCGAACGCACACACGCCGCCGAGCAGCAAUUUCAUCUGUGACAUCCACAACGAGAUGCUGCGCUAUGUCUGCGACUAUUGCCGGAAGCUGGUCUGUCAGUUUUGUACGCUGCACGAGCACAAGGAGCACAGCUAUGCGUCCAUCCAGAACUUUAUGGUUGGGUCCAAGGAGAAGCUGGAGGGCGCCAUCGAAAGCAGUCAGGUGGGGACGCGCUGCAUCAAGAGCAGCAUUGACAAGGCGCUGGCCUUCAUCCGGCUGAUCGAACGCAAUUGCAGCGAACUGAGCGAUAAUAUACGCAAGGCGUUCCGCCAGUUCAUCAUUGCCAUCGAGGAUCGCGAACGUUUUCUGCUCGACUUUGUCGAGAAGUUGCGUCAGCGUCGUCUCGCCAUUCUGCAUGAUCAGAUGGCGGGCUUGAAGUCGGCGCUGGCCGGUCUGUCGGAGACAUCGGAUAUGCUGAGCAAGGUGGCGGACAAUGCGUGCAGCAUGGAUCAAAUCGAGAUUGCCAUGAAACUAACGAACGGACAGCGCCAGAUGGAACAGUUUGCGGGCAUCUACAAGGAUCUGCAGCCCAAGCAGGAGGUCUUCGCCUUCGCCCCGCCCGACUACAGUCUGCUGCAGGAUAUACGCAACCAGGGCGGCGUCAUUCUCGUCGAUGACAAGAACAUGCCGAUCGUCUCCAGCAGCAAUGGCAUUGUUGCCAGCAAUGUGGUCACAGCACCUGCAGUGGUUGCUGCCGCUGCCGCUGUCGCAGCUGCCUCCUCCGGCAUCGAUAUGUCCUUCGGCCUGCCCAGCCUGGCACCGAGCACAGGCACUGGUCCGCUGACAGUCGCCUCGACGACGGUGCGUCGUCCGUUGUUGCGCGACAAUAGCUUUCGCAUACCAUCGCCCAUUAUGCAACCGCGUGGCGGCAGCGCCUGUGGCAUGUCCAGUGCUGCCCUCGAUUGGGAAUUGAAUGGAUUGCGCAGUUCGCCGGGCCUGCACUUCAGUGCACCACGCACCACCCAGGCCAUACCCGGUUGCAUGGAUCUGGUGAAGGUGCGCAACUCGAAUGCGUUGUCGCUCUCCUUUGCCACCGAGGGUCACGAGGAUGGUCAGGUUAGCCGACCGUGGGGCCUGUGCGUCGACAAGAUGGGCCAUGUGCUCGUCUCCGAUAGACGCAACAAUCGUGUGCAGGUCUUCAAUCCCGAUGGCUCGCUCAAGUUCAAGUUUGGGCGCAAGGGUGUCGGCAAUGGGGAGUUCGAUCUGCCGGCCGGCAUCUGUGUGGACGUGGACAAUCGCAUCAUUGUUGUUGACAAGGAUAAUCAUCGGGUGCAGAUCUUUACCGCCAGCGGUGUUUUUCUACUCAAAUUUGGCAGCUAUGGCAAGGAAUACGGUCAAUUUCAGUAUCCAUGGGAUGUCGCUGUCAAUUCACGCCGUCAAAUUGUCGUCACCGAUUCGCGCAAUCAUCGCAUUCAACAGUUCGACUCCGAGGGUCGUUUCAUACGCCAGAUUGUGUUCGAUAAUCAUGGCCAGACCAAGGGCAUCGCCUCGCCACGCGGCGUCUGCUAUACGCCCACGGGCAACAUCAUUGUCUCUGACUUUGACAACCACUGCUUGUAUCUGAUCGAUCCCGAUAUCAAUGAUAUUCUGUCUGUCAAGGGACAUGAGGGCUCUGGCUUCCAUGAAUUCAAUCGACCCUCUGGUCUCUGUUGCGACGAUGAGGGACGCAUUAUAGUUGCCGAUUCCAAGAAUCAACGCAUACUCGUCUUCAAUCAGAAUCUUGACUUUAUGUGGGAUAUCGAGGUGCGUCCCUCCAUAAAUCCGUUGAUGCCGCCAACGCUGGAUGAAAAGGAUCGCACAUGCGAUGUGGCCUUGAUGCCGGACGGACGCAUUGUAUUCCUCAUAGAACUGUCGCCGGACUCCAAAGAAGGGUCUAACCCUUACAAGCGGUUUGUGCACGUAUUCUAAAUUAGUUUAUAAACAAUGAAAACAAAAACAAAAACAAAAAACGAUAGCAAAGGGAAAUGGAUGCAACAAGCAGAAGAAGUUAGCAGAAGACAGACGACGUUUUUUUAGACCAUUUACAAGUGCUAAAAUAUUUAGCAAAGAAAUCCAAAACAAAAAUGAAAAGCGAAAAAACAAAAAACAAAGAAACAAAAACGGCAUUAAAAUUAGUAAAAAUUUUUAGCAUAAGUGCUACAACGAUUACCUCGAUAAUGCUUAAGAGUUAUUAAACACGGUUAAGAUUUGGUAAUUUACAUACAAUACACACACACACACACAAAACACACACACACACACACACACAAAUAUAUUUAGUGAAUAUACAAGAAAACAACCAACCAAGCAACCAACUAGAGAACUAACUAAAUUAAUGCAAAAUACCAACAGCAGACAGACAGCUCAGUAGAAUUUUAGGCUAACAAAAACCUAGUGGAAAAAGGCGAGCGAGAAAACUACACUGAAAAAAAGAAGAAGAAGAAAAAUACACUCAAUAUCCAAAGAAAGUAUGAAAAGGAAAACGGAUGCAAAAGAAAACACACACACAACACACAAUAAAUACUAGAUGAAAAUAUUAUUACCUGUUAGUUAGACUGAGGGCAGUUUACUAGCUAGCUGAGUGGCAUGGAAACUGAGAGAAAGAAAAUGGGGGUUGCAUUUCAAAAAGAAAAAUGGGAAAACAAAACAAAUAACCACUAAGUUUUUU